Messenger RNA from Plasmodium vinckei vinckei, 3921 nucleotides. Its product is annotated as RNA-binding protein, putative. The record is from RefSeq and is a predicted model, not a curated record. The transcript is spliced from 2 exons. NCBI's taxonomy places the organism in Eukaryota, Apicomplexa, Aconoidasida, Haemosporida, Plasmodiidae. Gene Ontology annotation, cellular component: ribonucleoprotein complex; cytoplasm; nucleus. Gene Ontology annotation, molecular function: mRNA binding. Bases 1 to 3921 code for a protein of 1306 amino acids.
AUGGAUAAUAUUUCAGAGAAUAAUGAUUUAUUUCUUACCGACGAAAAUACUCACGUCCAAAAUAUGGUGAACAAUAAUACAAAUUAUAAUAAAAACGAUGAUAAAAUCAAACUUUUUAAAGGAUCUAACAAACUCAGUAGCACUUCAUCUUCAACCACAAAUGCUAGUAAAUACAGCGAACACUUAUUAAAUAAUAUUAUUAAAAAUAUGAACCCAAAAAACGGAAAAAAUAAGUUAAUUUUUUCUCCGGAUUUAAAAAAUUAUGACCAAAUUGUUAAAGAAGAUAAUGUAGACUUGGAAAAUAACAAUAUUAAUAAUAUACAGAAUGUUCCAAAUUGUGAAGAAACACAAACAAAUCGAAAUUAUGAAAAGAAAAAGAAAAAAAAGAAAAAUUUGCAUAUAAAUAGUUCAAAAAAUGAGCACUAUAUAUAUAACAAUAAUGGAAACUCUAAUAAUAGUACCAUCACUAAUGAGGGUAAUAAUAUUAGCAAUACUAAGACUUCAAAUUGUGUAGAUUCAAUUAAAAAGGGUUAUAAUUUAUUAGACGAAAAUAAUUUUCAUCAUAUUAUAGAUUACAAAAUAAAUGGUGAUGAAAUAAAACUUAAUGAUAUAAAUAACCAAUUCACCAAGGAAAUUAAUAAAGAUGUUAAGUUGGUUGAUAAAAUUAAAGAAGUUAAAGAAUCACAAAUUGCUAUUUCUAAUGAUAUUAAAAAAAAUAAAUUAAAUUACAACUUAAAAAAUGUUAUAAUAACAAAUGUAUUCCUUGGUAAUAUCCCACCAAAUAUAACUGAAGAAAGACUGAAAAAUGUAUUAGAGAUAUUUGGAUAUAUAAUUCAUAUAGAAUAUAAAUGGUCAUUGGACAAAUGGUCUUAUGCAUUUAUUUAUUUUAUAGAAGAAAAAUGUGCUAUAAAUGCAGUCAAUAUUCUUAACCAAAAGAAAUUUUUCGAUAAUUCACCAAAUCAUAAGUUAAUAUGUUUUAUUGUUUCGAAGCAAAUUCCUAACCAAAAUACUUUGCAUUAUAGUAAAGCAAAUUUUUCUCUUUUAAAGGAUGGACCACCAGGGGCUAAUUUGUUUUUAUAUGGAAUUCCUUUAAAAUGGACAGAAUUAAAUUUGAUACAACUUGUAAACAAAUACGGGCAUGUAGUUGGAUUAAGAAUUCCAUACAUAAACAAUGAUAAUGAUAAGAAGCAAGGAAAUAGAGGUUUUGGUUUUGUAUCUUAUGAUAAUAAAAAAUCAGCUGUUGAAGCAUUUGAAGAGUUAUCAAAAAUGUACAUACAUGGAAAGCUUUUAAAAGUUCAACUAAAAAAUGGAGAAGAACAUUUAUUACCUGCAAAAUUAAAAAAUAUAUGUAAUAAUAAUAAAAAUAAAAUAAAAGAUAGUAGUAAUACAAAAACUGCCCAAAGCUUAGUAAGCACAACAGAUACAUUGAAAACUAUCAAUUCAAUAAAUUCAACAGAUGAAAAAAAUAAACCCAAAACGAAAUCAUCCUCUAGUAAUAAUACUAAAUCUAUAAACUUUAUAACAAAUAAAAAUAAAGAAAAUAAAACCGACGUGCAUACCUUUAGUAGUAUUAGUACUGUUUGUGAUAAUGUUAGCAGUAACACAUUCAAUCCAGAUGCAAACAAACAUAUAACACAUCCCACCAAAUAUGACAAUACAUGUCCAAUAGAAAUGUAUGGAACUUCUAUAAAAAACAAUGAUGAUAAAACUGUUGACAAUAACGUAAAUAGUAAUGACACAGCUCCAUGUAAUAAUUCAAACUAUAUUGAUGCAUCUACAAAUUAUAUGAACAUAAGCAAUUUAAAAAAUAUUUCAGAUAAAUAUCCUCAAAUAUAUAGAAUAAAUGAAAAUAUGAACAAUCGCGUGCCAAAUAAUCAUCCAAACAAUUUAAUAACAUCACCCCGUUUAUCUAACGAUCUUAAAAGAGAAGAUAUAGAUUUAUAUAACAACAUUGAUGAUACUUUUUGCUCUCAAGAAAAUUAUAAUAAAAAUAAUAGUCUUUUAAGUUUUAUAAAUAUGAACAAUAAUACAAAUUUGAGAGCACACAUGAACUCAGAAAAUGAUGUAAUAAAAAAUGGAAAUAAAUUUAUUAACAUGAAAGAUAACAAUAACAAUGGAAACAUUAAGAUGAAAAAAAAUGGGGUUAACAAAAAUGAACUAUUAUCAAUAUAUGAUAAUGUAGAGAAUAAAUUUGAAUGCAUUGAUAACAAUGAUUUAGCAGAAAAGGGGAAAAAAUAUUUUUUGCAAAAACGAAGGAAUUUCCAACUGAAUGAUCAGAAGGAAAAAAAUAUAAUUAAAUCUUUUAAUUAUCCGAAUAAAAUAGAUAUGAAAUGUCAUAAAAAUUUAAAUAAUAUGAUAUGUUCAUGUACCACCAAUUUUUUAGAAAAUCCAAAUAUUAACAGAAAUGAAAUCUGUAAAUUAAAUAAUUUAAAAAAUAAAGGAAUAUAUAAUCCGCAAAAAAGUCAUACCAUAAUUAAUUCAAAUGAAUCCAACAUUAAUGCAUGUAAUAAAUUUUUUAUAAAUGAUGUAAAUAAUAUUUCAUCUAUUAAUGAACAAAUCCAACUUCCAAAAAUUAUGUCUUAUAAAAAUAAAAGUGCAGAUGACAACGAAUUGUUUAAACCAAUGAAUAAUAAAACAAUACCGAAUGAUGAAGGGAAAAGCGUAAGUUCCUUUUUAAACCAAAUUUGGUAUAACAAAAAUGGUAAGAAUAAUGUCGGUAAUGAUAAAUACAAUUCCGAUAUUGAAAACCGUAUAUAUGAACAGAAAGUGUCUUUUCAUAAUGCUGAUAUAAAUUAUGAACCCGAAUAUAAUAUGCAUAACCCGUAUAACAUAUAUAACAAUUUAAAAUACAAUUAUGAAACAAUAAGGGAUAGUUGUAUUAUAAAUAAUAACCAAGCUAAUGAAAUAAGCAAAAAAAAUGACAUUAGUAGAAAUGUAAAUAAUUGGGAAUAUACAGGAAAAGAAUAUAAUAAUAAAAACUAUCCUGAAAAUGGAAUUAAUAAUAAAAAUUUUGAUAUUAAAUAUGAGCCUUUAUAUUUUCAAAAACCAAAUAAUGGUAAUCCCCAAAAUAAUAUUAGUGAUAAUAAUGAUAGUAUAUAUGAUGGCAAAACACAAUGUUUACAAAACUUUAAACAUAUACAUCAAUUUUUUACACUCAUAAAUACGUAUGCAACUGAAAACUCGUUAAAUGUGUAUGAUUAUAUUAAUAAAGAAAAUAUACAAUUAUAUGAAUUAAUAUGUUCGAAAUAUGAUAAUCAAAUGGACAAAAAAAGUUUAGAAAACAUAUUUAUAGCUUUUAUGUUAAAAAAUAAAGAAAAUCAAAAAUCGUGUAACAUAGAUACAAAAUAUGAAAAGCAACCUGGAAGGAAAGUUGGCAUUCAAACAGAAAGUGUGUUAGAAAAACGGGAAGAAGAUAAACAAAAUGAAAAUAUCAUAUCCUAUUUAAGAAAAACAAGUAAUGAUUCAAAUUUAGAAAAUGAUGAUUUCUUUUAUAACAACUAUUUUAAUUCAAAUUUUUUCACACACCCUUACUUGUUUAACGAUGAUAAUAAUAGUAUAAAUAAUAAUAUUCCCAUUGGAAAUAUUAACACUAAUAAUAAUAUCAUUAAUCCUAGUAAUAAUAUUAUUAAUUGUAUGGGUGAUAAUAAUAUAAAUGGAAAUUGUCAAAAUAAUGUUGGGAAUACAAAAGAAACAUAUUUUGGACAUGAUGAUAUAUUUGAUAAUGAACUGAAUGACAUUUAUACUUCUAAUGAUUAUAUGGACUUCCAUAAUUAUGAUACUCCAUUUUUCAGUUUGGAUAUAAAAAAUUCUAGAAAUAACAACGAAAAUAAAAUAAAUGAUAAUGCCAUACCUAUUUUGCAGGAUGAUGAUAUUAACAAAUUUAUGUUAUAUUAUGAUGAUAAUAAUGAAAGUUUAAAUUAA